ACUCUUCUGGAGUCAAAAAUUUAGGAAAAAUCUUUUUAAUUUAAGAAGUAAGAUUUAAUCUUUCAUUCUUCCCCAUUCUUUCUUCUUCCUGUAAAAUCAUGUAUUUUUUUUGUAACUGAAUUUAACUGUAAUUACCUAUGUGGAGACCUAGGGAGUUUUAUUAAAAACACAGUAAGGCUGGUAUCUAGCACAGUGUUUCUUUGUUGUGAUCUUAUGAGUUUUUGUUUGGCUGAAGGAAGGAGUUUCUAAAUGAAGGGUCAAAUUCAGGUUCCAGUGAAAUCAGGAUACAAUUGACACGUGACAAUGGGACCAAAAUUUUCAUCAAGUCCAUUCAUUCUACCAAGAGCAGGAAAAUUCUUCAUCUAAACCAUGUUUAAGAAAAGAAAUUUAAUGGCCCACUGCCAGAAACUCUCCAGUAAAUGUGAAGAUUUUGCUUGUACUUGCAGAAACGUGUGGUUUAGACCUACGAUAAGGCUUGGAUGACAUUUACUGUCUGAGAUGAAGUUCUGAAACCUUCAGAAACCUUUGAAAUUCUGCGCUAUUGUUUCUAAUAAUUUAUUUCUCUUGGGCUGAUCCCAGCAUGACAGUGAAGUGACAAAGGCUCAGGCGGGCUUUCUCAGGACCAAACCAGCACCUCUUACCGACAAGUCACUUUGCCUUGGCUAGAAGCCAGAUCGGGGUGCGCAGGCUGAUGCCGACAGAUCUCCAUUUGCUCUGCACGACUAGGGCAGUUUUAUUCGCAAUUAUUUAGGCGCUGCUUUACCUGACUGUGAGGGAGCUCUCCGGGAGCACGGUUCGGCAGAGCAGCCCUUCCAGCUGCCCAGCCCGGGGGCUCCGGUAGCCGGCAAGGGCUGUGGGUCCGUGUCCCCCGGGCUCAGCGCUUUCGGGGCGGAGCGGCCCGGGUCCCGUGGCGGGGCGAGCGGGCGGCGGUACCGGGGGAAGGAGGGGGCUGGCGUCAGGAGCUGGGCAGCCACUGCCGCGGGAGCUCCCCCGCGCCUCGCCUCGCCUCCCGCGGCCGCGGGGGGAUAAAGGCACCUGGCCCGGCUCUCCGGGCCACCGGAGCGGGAAAGGCGGGCGAGAGGACGUGCGGGGGCCGUGCCCCACCGCGCAGCCCCCUCCAUGCGCCUCGCCGGCGGCUCCGGCUCGCCCCGGGCUGUGCCCUCUCCCGGGAAUGGCAGCCGGUGGCGGGCGGCGGAGCCCGGCGGCGGCAGCAGCCCCAGUCCCGAGGCGUGGUCGGGGUCGCCGAACGGCAGCCUGGGCGGCUGGGACCCCUUCGGGCGGGACGAGGAGCUAGCGAAGCUGGAGAUCGCGGUGCUGGCCGUCACCUUCGCGGUGGCGGUGGUGGGGAACGGCAGCGUGCUGCUGGCCCUGCGGCGCACACCGCGCAAGGCGUCCCGCAUGCACCUCUUCAUCCGCCACCUCAGCCUGGCCGACCUGGUGGUGGCCUUCUUCCAGGUGCUGCCCCAGCUCUGCUGGGAGGUGACCCACCGCUUCCACGGCCCCGACGGGCUGUGCCGCGUCGUCAAGCACCUGCAGGUCUUCGGCAUGUUCGCCUCGGCGUACAUGCUGGUGGCCAUGACCGCCGACCGCUACAUCGCCGUGUGCCACCCGCUGAAGACGCUGCAGCAGCCCACCAAGCGCUCGUACGGGAUGAUCGCGGCUGCCUGGGCGCUCAGCCUGCUGCUCAGCACCCCGCAGUAUUUCAUCUUCUCUCUCAGCGAAGUGGAGCGCGGCUCUCAGGUCUACGACUGCUGGGCGCACUUCAUCAUGCCCUGGGGGCCCCGCGCCUACAUCACUUGGAUCACCGGCGGCAUCUUCAUCGCGCCCGUCCUCAUCCUCAUCAUCUGCUACGGCUUCAUCUGCUACCGCAUCUGGCGCAACGUCCGGGGCAAGACGCGCCCGGGGGAGGCGGCGGCAGCGGCUGCCGGCCGGCGGGCAGGUGAUGAUGCUGGCCCGCGACGGGGGCUGCUGCUCGCCCCUUGUGUCAGCAACGUCAAAACCAUCUCCCGCGCCAAGAUCCGCACCGUCAAGAUGACCUUCGUCAUCGUCUCGGUGUACGUCGUUUGCUGGGCGCCCUUCUUCACCAUCCAGAUGUGGUCCGUCUGGGACCAGCGCUUCCCCUGGGUCGAUUCUGAAAACACUGCGACUACUGUUACAGCUCUGCUGGCCAGCCUGAACAGUUGCUGUAACCCGUGGAUCUACAUGUUCUUCAGUGGGCACCUCCUCCAAGACUGCCUACAGAGCUUCCCUUGCUGCCAAAAAAUAAAGCUAACACUGAGUAAAGAAGAUUCAAACAGCAAUAGCAGGCGACAGACUUCUUUCACCAACAACAGAAGCCCAACCCACAGCUUAAACACGUGGAGAGAGAUGCCCCACUCCAAAUCGACCAGCUUCAUCCCCAUUCCAACGUGAGACAGGCCUCAGGGCAGGCAGGGCUUGCAGUCCCAUCGCGGUGUUUGGGAAGGUUGUGGCAUGGCACUUUAUGCCAGGACAGGGCACCAUCACGGUACCAAGGAAUGACUAAGAUGGCCCUGAGACAGAAAGUGCCACCUUGCUUGAUAAGUUAUGCUGCAGAAUGUAAAUUAUUUUCUGAAAGUUAUUUAGGAUUUGGGCAACUGAUCAGGAAGGUGUGACAACAAUAAAGCAAUUAUUUUUUAAAAUAGAAUUUAUUUUAAUUUUUUGUCUGUUUCUAAAAUACUAAGUGAAUUGUUUGUUUGCUGUUUAAAGCAGCAAAAAUAAUGGAGUUGUCAUCUCUUGCAGUAACUCCACUCUCUAGUGUUAAUGCAUAAGGCUUCUCAUGAUUGUCUGACGAAGUCACGGGGAAAAAAGACAAUAUGAGCAAGAUUACAGUUUAGUCUCAAACAUUAAAAGAAAGGAGUGGGGGAAAAGUCUUGGCUGUCCAGGUGAGGAAUGGGCUUAGACAGACUCUGAGUUGCUGGAAUUCAGUUGCUCAUGACGCUUCAUCUUGUAAAGGUCUAGCAGUUCUCAGACACUGAGAUUUAACAGCCCUUGUGAAGGUAAAGCUUUUAGUGCUGUCAAUGUCUGUAUGUGUAUCGUGGGGUUUCAUUUUUAGGGUGACAUUUUCUCUUCCCUUCAUGUUGAUGGAAAUUUCAUAGAGUAUUUGUGUGUGUUUGUGUGUGUGUGUGUUGUUGCACCCCCUUUCAUUUUUUAAACUAAUUUUUAGAGUAUAUUGAUAAGUAUGAUAUGCUAUGACUAGCUCAGCACCAUUACAAACAGCUACACCAAGAAAACUCAUAAUGAAUAACAGAACCACUUGCUUUAUUGGUAGGAAUGUUAUCUUUUAUUUUUUAAUUUACUAAGACAUCUAGGAUCAAGCUACAUUGGUUGUCAAGCAAAUAGCCUCAUGAGCUCAGGAGAGUGUAGUCAUUUGGUAAGAGCUGUAGAACCAGUUUAUUUCAAGAAACAGAUGUGAGAAUCAAACUUGCAAGUCUUCUGGGAACAUAUGGAAAUUGUCAGUGUUGUUGGCUUGUCUUUUUCUAUUAUUAUUUAUAUUGACAGCUCAUGACAAUAUAGUCUUAAAAAUUGUCACUAAACGGCAAUAAAAAGUCAUCAGAACACAUUUGCUAAUUACAAAGCACUCAAGGUGUGUUUGUUUUCAAUACAAUGCAUGCUAAGUUGAGUAGUUCAUUUACAUGGUAAACAAUCCUAUUACAUCUUUCCUUGCAGCCUAUCUUUUCUAUUGAGAUUGGGUUUUGAAGCUCCUUGAGUAAGUUUUGCUGAGUUUUUAAGUCUUCAGAAUCUCUUUGAGAAGUACAACUACCGGUCUGCUCUGUUUUCCUGAGCUUGUCGGAUCCUGAAAUCCAGGCGCUCCCCCAGCUCCCUGCAGGACACAGUCCCAGCUGGAGCAGUGGGACACGAGCGUGGCUCAUAACUUGCAUGCAAAGGAGGAAGCUCAGCAGCAGGUUUCUUUCCUUCUCACCAAAACCUAACAAACAAGAUUGCUUUUCUAACUGCUUGAGGAGAUGUGGCUGUCACUGAGGAU
Molecule: messenger RNA, 4003 nt
Organism: Poecile atricapillus (Black-capped chickadee)
Lineage: Eukaryota; Metazoa; Chordata; Aves; Passeriformes; Paridae
Product: vasopressin V1a receptor-like
Exons: 2
Coding region: 1120-2412 (430 amino acids)
Biological process (GO): positive regulation of vasoconstriction; G protein-coupled receptor signaling pathway; regulation of systemic arterial blood pressure by vasopressin
Cellular component (GO): membrane
Molecular function (GO): peptide binding; vasopressin receptor activity
Source: RefSeq, a predicted model, not a curated record